GUGCCCUUCUGCCUUCCGCCCGACCUCAACCGGGGGACCAUCGCGGCCCUGGAGGAGCUCCUCGGGCCCGAGAACGCCCCCUCCCUCGGCCGCCUCAAGCGCCGCCUGGGCAUCCUGCCCGCGCCCCCGCGCGCGCCGCGGGUGGUCGUGCCGAUCCCGCACCACCCGAGGCGCGUCGCCGUGUGA
Messenger RNA from Monoraphidium neglectum, 186 nucleotides. RefSeq lists its product as hypothetical. The transcript has a single exon. The record is from RefSeq and is a predicted model, not a curated record. The annotation marks the transcript as partial. NCBI's taxonomy places the organism in Eukaryota, Viridiplantae, Chlorophyta, Chlorophyceae, Sphaeropleales, Selenastraceae.